Archocentrus centrarchus (flier cichlid) is the source of this 3516-nucleotide messenger RNA. It is a transcript of the gene pip4p1a, whose product is annotated as phosphatidylinositol-4,5-bisphosphate 4-phosphatase 1a. Gene Ontology annotation, molecular function: phosphatidylinositol-4,5-bisphosphate 4-phosphatase activity. Gene Ontology annotation, biological process: phosphatidylinositol dephosphorylation. Lineage: Eukaryota; Metazoa; Chordata; Actinopteri; Cichliformes; Cichlidae. The record is from RefSeq and is a predicted model, not a curated record. The transcript is spliced from 7 exons. The coding region runs from base 116 to 928 and encodes 270 amino acids. Gene Ontology annotation, cellular component: plasma membrane; late endosome membrane; lysosomal membrane.
UGGUGGUGGUGUGAUCAUGUGACGCCUGCAUUUCCGACACAACAAUACAACACCGUAUCGGACUGCAAUCUCACUCCGCUUUCUCCCCCCCUACACCCCACGCCUCGCUCUCGGUAUGGCGGACGGCGAGAGGUCCCCGUUAUUAUCAGAUCUGGGCGAUGGUGCUCUCGGCAGCGGUAACGGCGGGGUGUCUCCCGGUGCGGGGCCGUACGGUGUGCCCAACAAACCACCGAGUUUCCCUCCAUUCCCCAGCCCCACUCAGCCAUCGGUGCUCCUGGGGGAGGACCCCCCGCCCUAUUCCCCUCUCACUUCACCAGAGAGUGGCAGUGCCCCAGUUAUCAGCUGCAGGGUGUGUCAGAGCCUCAUCUCUGUGGAGGGCAAGAUCCACCAACACGUGGUGAAGUGUGGGGUUUGCAAUGAAGCUACGCCCAUUAAGAAUGCCCCAGCAGGAAAGAAGUACGUGCGAUGCCCCUGCAACUGUCUGCUCAUCUGCAAAGUCACUUCCCAGAGGAUUGCCUGUCCCCGACCAUAUUGUAAGAGGAUAAUAAAUCUGGGUCCUGUUCACCCUGGUCCGGCCAGUCCUGAUCCCCAGCCAGCUGGAGCCCGCGUCUCCUGUGGACACUGCAGCAACACCUUCCUGUGGACAGAGUUCACAGAUCGGACGCUGGCCAGGUGCCCACACUGCAGGAAAGUCUCUUCAAUUGGUCAGAGGUAUCCACGGAGGCGGAGCUUGUGGUGUUUUCUACUCUGCUUGCUAUUCAGCGUUUCAACCGCCGGAUUGAUGGCUGGAACGUGGGUGAAGGCUCAGACCUACCAGGGAAUCUACGCCUCGUGGGCCGUGCUGCUGCUCCUGGUUCUCGUCACCCUGGCUCGGGCCUUCUACUGGGCCUGCAUGAGGGUCAGCCAGCCCCUGCAGAACUUCACAUAAAGCCCCACCACCACCACCACCUCUCCUUCAUCUGCCAUAUCUCUCUUUCCAAACCGUCUGGCUGGAGGAAAGAUGGCUUUAAAGAAAAAAAAAAACCCACAAUAUUUAUUUAAAUCCCAGCUACAGAAAGAAACAGUUCUCCUUCUCCUGUCCCUUCCCUUUUAGUCCAAUGUGUUUCUAAAACUGGAUGGCGGUGGCUGCGACUGCUAUAUAUAUCUAUUGGUAAUUAUGAUGACACGUAUAGCCUAAUGUACUGUUUAUCUGUUCUAAUCUCGUGGCCAGUGUGGGGCUCAUUUUAACAUUUUUUUUUUUAAAAACGCUGUUUCCUUUUCUCUUUACCUCUACGCUGGUUUUCGUCUGUGGCACAUCUGCUGCACUCGUAUCUUCUAAGGCGAGGGCUUAAAGUUAAGUCUUAGAUGUGAUUAUUGCCCCCACCCCCCCUUAAUUUGGGUACUUCCCCUUUCUAAUCCUAAUUUGACAUUAGUUUGAGUAUUUCAGCAUUUAACUUUUCUUUUUAAACUGAAAAACAAAAGUCAGACGAAGCUAACAAAUUUAUGCCAGUAAGAGGAUGAGUGGCUGGAGGGACAUCAGGCUCCUUUUUGUGAAUCAAAAAGAUCAAGUAGGUGCUGAAAAGUGUCUGAAAAAUUGAAUUCAGCAGUGUGUGAAGGUAGGCUAUGAUGUUUCUGAACUCUGUGUUUAUGCUGAAUUAUCCCCUGGGACUGACUUUGAUCCAAAGCAGCAUGAAAGCCUUAAAAAGGAGGUGCGAUAGAAGGAUUCAACAUUCGCGCGUGCACACAGACACACAAACAUUACAAUACACAGCCACAUUAAUGCAUACCAUCACACAACAAAAGCGGGGAUGCUCUUUUAGAGUUGCACCAGCUCAGAAAGCAGUUUGUCAAAGGCAGACCAGCCUCCGACUUCAAAGACAGACCUGCAGACAGAUUUCCUCCACGCCGCGGUUUGUUGUUUCAGUCGGGGAAAGAAGUGACAUGCGUGAAAGUUGUGGUCCGACAAGAAUGUCACCACAUUUGAAGCUUCUUUUUCUCGGGCCCAAACUGCAGCCAACAGGUUCGCACCAACUUAUCUGUAGUCAGCAUAUCAUUAACAGCAGAGCUUGAGAAAAUCCUUUCUCCCGUUUCUGAGAGAUGCGUGCAUGUGGUUUGCUCGUGGUACAUUUUGUUCAGCGUGGCUCUCUGAAACACAGCGGAAUGUAAAAACAAACAAACCACAAAUGGGUACUGACUUUUAGAAUACUGAUAUCUGCCUCCUUACAUCCACAAAACCCUCCGAGUAUAUCUGGAGGUUUUUUUGUUGUUGUUGUUGUUGUUGUUGUUGUUGGUUGUACAUUUUCAGACUUACAAACUGAACCACAGGGAGGGUUUUGUUAAAAAAGCGCUGAAAUCUGAGCUUUUUGUGCUAAAAUACAGGAUGUCAGUUUGACAGCUGCAGAUAGAAACCCUUACCAUUUCAAGACCUGCACCUUGAAUGCACCUGAAGUUUCAAAAUAAGUCACUUUAUUUUGACAUUGAAGCACCGUGUUGCUUAGUUCCUUUUGUGUUUCGGUUACAUUUGGGAUCACUUCAUGUGUGUCACUUUUUUUUUUUUUUUUUUGGUCACUGAAGAUGGAGGCUGGUAGUGGGGAAGUUUUCACAUUAAGGCCAGUGGGAGAAUAGGUCAGUAACAUAAAUGCAAACACACUAUGUAUACAUUCUCACGCAGUGCAAGUCUGUAACUCGUCUGUGGUUCUGAAUGUGGUAACAUUUUAUUUCUGUUUGUGCAUUUUUUUUUCUUCUUUUUUGUUUGAUUGUAAAUAUAUUUGUUGUAUGAAGGAAGUGAUCAAUCGGAUUCUGUUCUGUCCGAGCUUAACACUACUGCUGCGAUCGCUGCUCGACUUUUAAUUGUUUCUUUUUUGAGAGCGUUAUUUUUGCAGCUCUGCAACUCUUAACAUAUUUAAGGAUUUUUGAACGACUACUAACCUGAAAAGCCUCUGGACACCCGUUCGUGUUCAAAACAUAAAGAUCAACAUACCAACAAAACAAAUACGGCUGAAUCACAUUCCCAAGUGAUGGCAUUUCACUCUCUUCCACACACACACACACACACAGACACACACUCAGCACCUUAUCCGGAAGUGAGAAACACUGCAUACAGCAAGAAUGAAGAGAUAACGUUACCCUGCUAGACUGAACUGAGGUCGCAAAUUGUCAAUAUGGAUGCAUCAUGUUAUUUAUUAUACACACUGCAAAAUAGGAUCAGCGAAACAAUUCAGCUUUUUAUAGUUUUACAGUCUUAUUUAUUGUGGAAGACAGCAGGUGUGGAGGAAGAUGUUGUUUGUCUUUUUUUCUUUUUUGCCAGUUUAAAGUUAUGGUCAGUGCAUUAAAUUUAAAAACUGGUGGAAACAAAAGAAAUGAGAUUAUAGAACGCGGCGCAAGAUGACUUGUUUAAAAGGAGCCUUUUUUGCAGUGGAGUGACUUUGUUUUAUCCACGACUGCAAAAGAAAUUAAUCAUGUUAACACCAGUAAUCAAGAACCUGGCUGAUGCUCUUUUCAGAGUUUGUUUACACUCAAAUAAAGACAUGAUGAUGU